Puma concolor (puma) is the source of this 579-nucleotide messenger RNA. The record is from RefSeq and is a predicted model, not a curated record. Lineage: Eukaryota; Metazoa; Chordata; Mammalia; Carnivora; Felidae.
AUGGCGUACUCGAGUUAUGAAAACAGCGCUCAGAAUUUCUCCGAGGAGGCAUUAGAGGAAGAAACUGUGGUUCUCACAUUGGUUCCAGUUAAUGAAGAAACUAAUGAAGAACAUCAGGUGGAACCAAGUGUUUCCUCAACUUCAGAAGUUGGCCUGGAGAUGCCUGGGACAAACGAUAAAGUUGAGUCAUCAACAGAAUAUAAAAGCAAAACCCAGAGUGAUGUUCUGAGACCUUGGAUUAGCUGUUUAUAUUUGCUUCUCUUUCCAUCCUCAGGUGUCAGGUGGUGUGUGGUCCAUGGCAGACCUCUCUUGGCAGACACAAAAGGUUGGGUUCGCCUGCAGUUUCAUGCAGGUCAGGCCUGGGUGCCUGACACCCCCAAGAGGAUGAUUUCUCUCUUCCUGUUGCCCGCCUGUACUUUCCCAUCCCCGGGCCUUGAAGAUAAUAUGUUAUGCCCUGAAUGUGCUAAGAGGAAUAAGAAGAUAAUGAAAAGAUUAAUUGCAAUGGGGAAGGAGAGGCGACGUGGCUUGAAUACAUCAACAUCUUUCCCUUUGAGUGGGCCAUAUCUUAAUAAAGAAUAA